Molecule: messenger RNA, 2850 nt
Organism: Eurypyga helias (sunbittern)
Lineage: Eukaryota; Metazoa; Chordata; Aves; Eurypygiformes; Eurypygidae
Product: ADAMTS-like protein 3
Exons: 12
Source: RefSeq, a predicted model, not a curated record
GAACACAAGAAGCCAUUGCAAUGUGUCUGCACGUGGAGACAAAAGAAGCCGUCAAUGAAACCCUGUGUGACAACUCCAAGAGACCACCACCAAUGACCCGUGCUUGCAAUGCGAAGCUUUGCCCUCCAAGGUGGCAGAGCGGUCCCUGGAGACGCUGCUCUGCGACGUGCGGGGUUGGGAUACAGACGAGGGAGGUGUACUGCCAGCAGCCGGGAGGAUCUGCUGUUGCUGCAGAAGACUGCAAGGACAAAAAGCCUCAUUCUUUACAAGCUUGUAACCAGAUUGAUUGUCUCCCUGUUUGGCACGUCGAGGAGUGGCAGCAGUGCUCACGUACUUGUGGAGGAGGGGUUCAGACCCGCAGAGUGUACUGUAAGCAGCUGUUGACAGACGGAAGUUUCCUGAAGCACUCUGAUGAUACCUGCCAGGAGCUGAAAUUGCCAACUAGUAAACCAUGUGCAAAAGUUGAUUGCCCUCCUCAGCUAGUCGUAGGAGAAUGGUCCAAGUGCUCAGUGAGCUGCGGUGCUGGAAUCCAGAGAAGGAAACUUGCCUGCCAAACCCUAACAGCGAAGGGCCAAUAUGUCACAUUAAACGGAUCAAUGUGUAGCGGUCUGUCUCCGCCGCUGCUUGUAAGGUCUUGUCAGAUGAGCGCCUGCAACAAGAUUAAACCAAAGCUUCCAGAAAAGUAUUCUGCUCAUGGACCUCAGAUUGUCAGCAUUCACCGAGUCUAUAUUCAAACGAGACAGGAGAAGCGCAUCAAUUUUACCAUAGGAAGCCGUGCCUACUUGCUUCCAAAAACAUCUGUUGUAAUUAAGUGCCCUGUACGAAGGUUCCAGAAGUCCCUUAUCCGGUGGGAGAAAGAUGGACAGCACUUACAAAACUCUAAAAGACUUGGCAUCACUAAGUCAGGCUCGCUGAAAAUACACAGUCUGGAAGCUACUGAUAUUGGUGUGUACCGGUGUGUUGCAGGCUCCGUGCACGAAACAUUUGUGCUCAAACUCAUUGGUACCAACAACCGACUGAUCGAACCACCAAAUCUUAGAAAACAGGCCAGUGAGACCAGUAACACAGAUCACAACGAGGCCAACAGCUUCGGGGCCAAAUGGCAUAAAAUGAGCAAAAUGUGGCAAAUGUGGAGUAAGAAGAACGAGCUCUAUCUGGGUGACAGGCAAGUCAACGAUCAGCCGCUUCUGCGGAAUCUGGGCACCUUAGGGGGUAAUUCGGCAGAAGAGUUCGGCUCUCGGGAAUUCAAGAAUAAGCGACUGGAGGCAGCAGUUCUGCAAGGCGCCUACAGCAUGGACACUGUGCAGUUUGAAGAACUCAUCAGGAACAUGAGUCAGCUCAUUGAAAAUGGAGAAGUCAGUGAUGACUUGGCGUCCCAGGUCAUUUAUCAGUUAGUUGCCGAAUUAUCCAGGCCUCCACAACCCACUACUGAAAAGUGGAAGGGGGCCCAGGAUGAGAAGCUUGCCUCAAAACUCACAGUCAAAUCACCUAAUGGAUCUGAACGUUUCGGCACAAAAACUGUUGAUAAGUUAACGUUUGACCAGAAGGUUCCAGUUAUUAUGAGGCAAAAGGAAAUUCCUCGAGUUUCCUUCAACGAAACAGUAACUGUGAGAAUUGGAAAUGUGGUUUUUCUGACCAAGAAUACACGUGCUGUCAAUCUCCUGUGUGAAACAGCUGGUAUCAUUGACGUGAAAUACACUUGGACGAAAGAUGGCGAGACAUUAAAAGCCUCUGAGAAGGUGAUCCUGGACACCAUUGGGAAAGUGCAGAUUCAGAAUCCUACUCCAAAGGAAGCUGGUACAUAUGGAUGCCUGGUGGUUAAUGACUUCGGCUUUGAUAUGGAAACAUCGUUGCUGCUGCGCGCAGAGAUUCCUGUCAUCUUGUCCUCUGUGUUAAAUGUCACAAAUCUGGAAGCCAGCAAUCUCUCAGCAGUUGUUGGAGGUACAAUCGUGGCAAGAAUUGGAGCAACUAUUAUGGUUGAAUGUCCAGUGAAAGGUGUUCCCCAACCAAAUGUAACAUGGUUUAAGAAGGACAGUCUACAAAUCAAUUCUUUCUUGGUUUUGAAUGGCUCUUUAUUCCUGAGGAAUGUUUCCUAUGAAGAUGCAGGAACAUACACCUGCAGAGCAACUAACGCUCUCGGAAAAUCUGAAGCUGCAUCUGUUCUCCACUUAACUGACCAAAGAUAUGCAGAGAAUAAGACUCUGUUAUCAAAGGGGAGCAGAAGAAAGCGUGUCCUAAUGGCAACUGGAAUUGGUACAAAUGUCAGUGUGGUACCCGGAGACCCACUAAGAAUAGGUUGCCCGGUGCUGCCCAGCUACAGAAACACAGUUCACUGGCUUUUCGGAGAUAGUCCACUUGAGGAAGUGAAGAGCUUGGAAUACCGAACCCUAGUUGGGGGUCGUAUCCUAGAGGUGAACACCAACUCUGGUCAAUUCGCUGGACAAUUCCAAUGUUGGACUUCAGCUAGAACAAAACCAAUGUCAGUUUGGGUAAAUGUCAAGAAGGAAGAUUAUAAAUGGGAAUAUGAUGAGUGGAGCACUUGCUCUGCCACCUGUGGGAAUUCAGGAACCCGCUCCAGAAGACUGCGGUGCGUGAACGCAGAGAGACAGAGAGUAAAUGAGUCGUUGUGCCGAGAGCUGCCAAAGCCCGCGAUUAUUCACCAGUUGUGCAACACAGAUGACUGCCCUGCUAGGUGGGUAACGAGCCCGUGGUCCGAGUGCUCUGCGUCUUGUGGCCAUGGAUUUCGCUAUCGACAAGUCACGUGUCAGCAAGCGCAGGCCGACGGCAGCGUGCUGACACGGCUGCCGGGCGCUUGUGCCCGCAGCGAGCGCCCUGCGGGGAGGCAGCCCU